This is a messenger RNA of Phalaenopsis equestris, 1080 nucleotides long. Its product is annotated as probable mannitol dehydrogenase. The record is from RefSeq and is a predicted model, not a curated record. Gene Ontology annotation, biological process: lignin biosynthetic process. Gene Ontology annotation, molecular function: zinc ion binding; cinnamyl-alcohol dehydrogenase activity. Lineage: Eukaryota; Viridiplantae; Streptophyta; Magnoliopsida; Asparagales; Orchidaceae.
AGGUAUGGCGGGGGUUGAAAACAGUAGGAAGGUGUCGCCGGAGGAGGUGCAACCCCGGAAGGCUUUCGGUUUGGCGGCAAAGGAUUCAUCCGGCGUGCUCUCCCCCUUCACUUUCUCCAGAAGGAACAAUGGCGAUGAUGAUGUUACCAUAAAGAUAUUGUAUUGUGGCAUUUGUCACUCAGAUCUCCACAUCAUCAAGAACGAGUGUAAAAUUACUAUCUACCCAGUAGUUCCAGGGCAUGAAAUCGUUGGAAUCGUUACAGAAAUUGGUCCCAAGGUUCAAAAGUUUAAAGUUGGAGACAGGGCUGGCGUCGGUUGCAUGGUUGGUUCCUGUCAUUCUUGCGAAGCUUGUGAUAACAAUCUUGAGAAUUACUGUUCGAAGAUGAUAUUAACAUAUAGUUCAAUCGACGGUGAUGGGAUGAUCACUUAUGGGGUUUAUUCCGAUAUGAUUGUUGCUAAGGAGCAUUUUGUGGUGAAGUUCCCCAAAAAGUUGGCAAUGGACAAGGCUGCACCACUGUUGUGUGCCGGGAUAACGGUUUACUGCCCCAUGAAGAUCUUUAGCCUCGAUGAGCCUGGAAAGCAACUUGGUGUGGUAGGCCUCGGAGGACUCAGCCAUGUUGCUGUCAAGUUUGGCAAGGCUUUUGGAAUGAAGGUCACUGUUAUAAGCACGCCUUCGAAGAAGAAAGAGGAGGCCAUCAAAACCUUGGGAGCUGAUGAUUUUAUAGUUAGCAGCGAUGCUCAGCCGAUGCAGAAUGCAAUGGGUACCAUGGAUGGUAUCAUAAAUACUGUGUCAGUGGUUGGUGUACCAAAUGCUCCACUGGAAUUUCCCGCCUUCCCUCUAAUACUGAGAGGGAAGAUAUUGGCUGGUAGUUCCAUUGGUGGAAUGAAACAGACGCAGGAGAUGAUAGACUUUGCUGCAAAACACAACAUAACUGCAGAUAUUGAGCUAAUCAAAGCUGAUUAUGUGAAUGACGCGAUGGAGAGGCUGGCCAAGGCUGAUGUGAGAUAUCGAUUUGUGAUUGAUGUGGGCAACACUUUGACUGCUGCUUGAAUAUUUGAAGGUUGUAUCUCUCCUGUUUG